CAAAGAAGAUUUUUGGGGUCCCCCAGCAGAUUUUGGGGUCCCUGAGCAGAUUUUGGGGUCCCCGAGCAGAUUUUGGGUUCCCCCAGCAGAUUUUGGGGUCCCAAAGAAGAUUUUUGGGGUCCCAGUGGAAAUUUUGGGGUCCCCCAGUGGAUUUUGGGGCCCAUGGCCCAGCAGGAAACCUACGGGAACUGGCUGGGCCCCGAGCGCCUGCGGCGGCAGCCGGGAAUUUACUCCGUGGCUUCCAAGAUGUCCCCGGUGGGCGACUUCAGACCAGCCUCUCCCGACAGCUUUGAGGACGAUUACGACGACGUUUCCAUGCCAGGAUCCGACCGGGGCCCGCCAGGAAAAGGCGUUUAUCUCCUGGCGGGGCCUCCGGGCUCUUCCCGAGCUCCGUCCCCGAAGGACCCGGAAGAUUUGGAGCUGAAAUCCCCAAAUUUGGACCCGAAUUCGGAGCCCAAUUCCCGGGAUUCCGAGCGCGGCCCCCGGAAUUCCGGGAGUUUCGGGAAUUUCUGGAAUUCCGUGGCUGUGCUGGCGCUGCUGGUGGCCCUGAGCGCCCUGGCCUGGGCCGGGCUCCUGGCGGCGGCCCUGGGCAAACACACAGAAAUGAGGGCGGAGCUGGAGCAGCUGAAAUUGAAUCUGUCGGAAAUUCAGGAUUUGGUCCAGCAGGACCAGACCCGGCUGCAGUUCGGGAUCCACCAGCACCAACAGGAGCUGAAGGAAGUCUCUGAUUUGCUGUGCCGGUUGCUGGGGCGCUCGCGGCGCUGCGGGGCCGGCUGGCGCCUCCAUGGGAACAGCUGCUAUUCCUGCUCUGCCACGGCC
This is a messenger RNA of Oenanthe melanoleuca, 819 nucleotides long. RefSeq lists its product as uncharacterized. The transcript is spliced from 8 exons. The record is from RefSeq and is a predicted model, not a curated record. The annotation marks the transcript as partial. Lineage: Eukaryota; Metazoa; Chordata; Aves; Passeriformes; Muscicapidae.